GGAUCAUCCGGUGCAUCGCAGGCUAUCGCUGUCUUUGAGCUGAAUCGUUGCAGAGCGAUAGCUGGGGUUGAAACAACAUGGGGGCACUGCCCGAGCGAGGGGUUGCCGUAGGUCAUGCCGCUGCAUGGGCUAACAUUAAGAGACAAGGCCAGACCUCCAAAACAUAACUAACUAUCAAUUCUGCUCCACUAUACUUUUGUGUAAGCUUGUAAUUAGGAACGGAUUGCCUGCCGUUGAUACAGCAGUAGACUUGACAUCACUGGGCGGAAGAGACGACUAUUAUAUAAUGCAGCUUAUGAAGCUGCUACAUCUAGUAUGGUGUUCUUGCGGUCAAAGCUUUUCCUGCGUCACGACCAAGCGCUUCCGGCGGCGUGUCUACUACUAGAUGCCGACGAUGGAAAGGAAUUUUGCCCACACUCGCUGUGUGAAUCAGUGACUGGCAAUAAUACUACGCUAGGAUCCAUCGUCGUGCCGGAUGGAUCAGAGUCGGCGUUGGUAUUGCUCAGAAGGGCACACCGCCACGGCGCCCGAACCACUGUACAGACAGCGUUAGAUGUAGGAUGGCUCUGUGGUGCUAGGAGCUGUGCUGGAUUGAUGUAGCGGUCAUGGUGGCAGUGUUACUGUCAGCAAAUACAUUAGGGUUGCACUAGUGCGUGGCGCCGCCACCUUGGGCGUGAUGGUUGCACGGGCUGCAGGGGCUCCCCUGGUUGGAGGCGCUAGAGCCUCCGCGCAGCCAUGUCAGGGACAGGCACAUACGCGCAUGUGCAUGUAACGCACAUCAGAGAACACGCGCACCCACACGAUCCACUCGCAGGGAGCGUGGGUUUAAGGGCCAGAUGUUUGUGCAAUAGCCGGCCAGGUAUAUUCAGCCAGUUAUAUCCGGCCACAUAUAUGCGGCCGGAUGUUGCCAGGUGUAUCCGGCCCAGAUAAUAUCCGGCCUCCCACCGGUUUAUACAUCCAAUUAUAGUCCGCGGCAUGUUUAGAAAAAUAUGUCGGA
Messenger RNA from Chlamydomonas reinhardtii, 997 nucleotides. RefSeq lists its product as uncharacterized. Lineage: Eukaryota; Viridiplantae; Chlorophyta; Chlorophyceae; Chlamydomonadales; Chlamydomonadaceae. The transcript has 5 exons. Bases 316 to 600 code for a protein of 94 amino acids. The record is from RefSeq and is a predicted model, not a curated record.